AUGGACAGAGCAAUCCGCUGGUCUCCCUCCUCUACACCCGCAGAACAGCGCUUUCUCUCCGUCGACGUCACAGGAAAGGUCUUCCGGCUGUGCAAAGUCACCUCCUUCUCCGAUGAAGCCCUCUCGCACUCCAUCCUUUCCACGCACACCAAAGUGCCCGCCUUCCGAGCCUUCGAUUGGUCCCCGGUCGACGAGUCCCUAGUCGCGGUAGGGCAAUCCUCCGGCGAUGCGACGAUCCUGCGUAUGCGCGAGGGCGACGACUCGCAGGAGUCCUUUUCCUUCCCUGUGCGACAUCAGAGAUACUGCAAUGCGAUAGCUUUCAGCACGCACGGGCUGUUAGCGGCGGGGUUGGACCGGGUGCGCAAUGACUUUUGCCUGAACGUUUGGGAUGUGAAUCAGCGGUUAGCGAUGAGGGGCGGGAAGGGGCAUGUCGAGCCGCUGAGGAAGCUAGCGAGCUCGGAGCCGAUUACGAGUGUGAAGUUCUUCAGAGAUCAGCCGGAUACAUUGGUGACCGGGGUUAAGGGGCAGUUUGUGAGAAUUUAUGAUUUGCGAGAGGGCCCUGGUUUGCCAUCGCUGCAGUUCCCGACGAGAUGUGUGCAUAAUCUGGCUAUUGAUUGGCUUGAUGAGAACUAUAUCGCGUCCGGGUUGACGUCGAACGAUUCCACUGUCUGUAUCUGGGACCGGCGGGUCGGGGCUCGUCUUUCGGCAGGCGCAACUCCAGGCCUGGAGACAGGUCAGUUGGAGCCUGCGCUUGAGUUCAAGAACGUGAUCGCGCCUAAAUCGGCAAUCUGGAGUCUCCGGUUCUCAAGGACGAAACGAGGCUGCUUGGGUGUGCUUUCCAGCAACGGUCACCUGAAAACUUACAACAUUGUAAAAGAGUACGUCGCUGAGGAAUAUCGCUCGCCAAUUGACCGAACUCUUGGGCAGAACUCCGUCACCAACUACCCAGAGCAGAUCUAUACCAAGUCCGUUCGCGAUGUCUUCAGUCCAUAUGACCUCCCGUCGCGAGGAUACCAGGCCUCCGAACGAGUGGUCUCAUUUGACUUUCUCAAUAUGAGCAGCUCCAAUGAGCCUAGCAUCUUGACGCUGUCAGCGGAUGAUCAGAUAAAGGUUGUUACCGUGAAGCCACCGCCGCCUCCAGUUCGGCUAUCUUCGCAAGGGACACUGGUCUGUGGUAGGCCUGGCGAGCGCCACGACUUCAAGUCCGUACGUCCUCUAGAAACGGAGGGCACAAACAUCGGGCAAAUAGCAAAGAGUCUGCGGCAUGGCGCUCUAGAAAGGCAAGAUGGCCAGGACGAUGAUGGGAAAAGUCGCGCUGUGCGAGAGAACCCUGAACAACAUCUUUCCAGUCGAGAGGGGAGGGAGCGCGUCCUGUCAGUCGGGACGCAGGGCAGUCCCCUUACUGCCCAAGAAGCAUUGACUCUCUUGACAGUGCACAGGCUGCGGUGCAAAGAAGGGUAUCUGUUCAAUGGAAUGCGGAAUAAACUGAUUCUGGCGGAUGACCCGUCGCUGCAGGACUUCUGGGAAUGGAUUGAGCGUGCACGCUCCGACUCUGCGAGUGACUCGAUGAUCAUGAACCACCUGGAUUUGAACUAUCUCGGCGUAUUUGAUGUCUGGACAGGAGAUUUGGGAGCCAGCUUCGAGGCACGUUGGUUGGGUUCCAACGCCGCUCACUACCCUGAUAUCAACGAUACCAUCGUGGAUCUAGUACAGGAAAAACUGAACCUUCCUCCCAUUGAAAGCUUACAAACUCGCUACUCCGAGCAAAGACGUCUUGGUCUGCGGAUAUGCGGCGCAGCGCAGUCACAUCGCGAACUCGAAGAGCUCGUCAAGACGUUGUCGGCAGAGAGCCAGCAUACAAAGGCCGCUGCUUUAGCUGUCUUCCAAGGCGAGCCGAAGCUUGCGUAUCUUGCGCUUCGGAGCCAUACCCCUACGCAGGCGCAUAAACUUCUCGCAAUGGCGAUAGCCGGUGCCGCCAAAGGAACAACAGAUCCUGACUGGGAAGAGACCUGCGCGGAGAUCGCCAAAGAGCUUACUGACCCGUAUGCACGGGCGAUCAUUGCGCUCGUCAGUAAAGGAGACUGGCGUUCUGUCAUCCAAGAAACCACCCUCCCUCUGAAAUACCGCGUCGAGGUCGCUCUACGUUGGCUUCCAGACGACGACCUCACAACAUACCUAACCGAAACAACAAAGCGCGUUAUCCAACAAGGCAAUAUUGAAGGCAUCGUCCUUACCGGUCUUGGCCACUCGGCCAUGGAUCUCUUUCAAUCCUACAUCAACAAAUUCAACGACGUCCAAACCCCCGUCCUCGCCAUGUCCCACACAGUUCCCCGCUUCGUCAACACCCCCGCAAACAAACACCGCUUCGAGACAUGGCGCGAGACCUAUCGCUGGCAAAUUAAUUCUUGGAAGCUCCAGCUCGAACGCGCCCGCUUCGACGUUGGUUCCCGCAAAUUCGCCGCCACCUGGGACGGCCGCCGCCUCAUCGAGCCACCGCGCCAGCAAGUCAGUCUGACCUGUAACUACUGCACACAGCCAUUAACCCAGCACGACGCCUCCUCCCAACUAUCCCCAUCCACCAGUGGAGAAAUUGUCCACGCGACUCCGGGCAACCCGCUCGGCUCGGCCGCCAUGUCCGGCACGAUCUGCCCACGCUGCGGGCGCCACAUGCCGCGGUGCGGCGUGUGCACGCUCUGGCUAGGCUCUCCGGAUCCGAUGUCCAAGGCUUGUGUCGCGGCGGAGACGGCGGCGAAUCACCACAAGCUUCCCGAGGCGGAAAUAAUGCGGCGAUUUAUUGUUUUCUGCAUCAACUGUAACCAUGGCUUCCAUGCGCAUCAUGCGCGAGAGUGGUUUGCCAGACAUAAGGUCUGUCCGGUAGCAGAGUGUAGUUGUAUUUGUGAUCGAUAA
Molecule: messenger RNA, 2907 nt
Organism: Aspergillus mulundensis
Lineage: Eukaryota; Fungi; Ascomycota; Eurotiomycetes; Eurotiales; Aspergillaceae
Exons: 4
Coding region: 1-2907 (968 amino acids)
Biological process (GO): positive regulation of TORC1 signaling
Cellular component (GO): cytoplasm
Molecular function (GO): protein binding
Source: RefSeq, a predicted model, not a curated record